AUGUUGUCCUAUUAUUAUCUGAUUCCUUUCGUCGUAUCUGUUGCUGUCAACGCAAUAACUGUCGCAGUGUCCGGAUCUGGUGGUAAAGCUGUACACCCACUCCAAUAUGGCCUCAUGUUCGAAGACAUAAACCACUCUGGAGAUGGCGGCAUGCAAAACCGUGCAUUCCAGGGCACAUCAUCUAUAUUUCCAUGGACGGCAGUGGGAGGAGCGAGCUUGACCCUAGGAACUACGUCUCCAGCGAUAUCUAGUGCCUUAUCGAAAUCGGUAGCUAUCAACGGAGCUGCAAAUGCUACUGUCGGGCUCUCAAAUCCUGGCUGGUGGGGCAUCGAAGUUAAGCUGCAAGCAUACACUGGAAGUUUCUAUGUUAUGGGCGACUACUCUGGCUCCUUUACUGCCCAACUCAAAUCAUCAUCUGGGGCAGUCCUCGCAUCCGCUAGCAUUUCCUCGAAUUCCAAAACCCGAACAUGGACCAAACAUACCUUCACGCUUACACCCUCUACUAAAGCACUUGAUGUCAAGAAUACAUUCGUUCUAACAUUCACUCCAAUAAACUCAUCCCAAACAUUGAACUUUAAUCUAAUAAGCUUAUUCCCGCCGACCUACAAUAAUCGUCCUAACGGCAUGCGAAUUGAAUUGAUGGAAGCUUUGAAAGCCAUGAAUCCUAGCUUCCUUCGCCUUCCAGGAGGCAAUAACGUCGAAGGCAACAAGUCACCAAAUCAUUGGAAAUGGAGUCAAACCAUUGGUGAUCUUACGCAGCGACCAGGCCGCUCCGGUACAUGGGGAUAUUACAAUACUGACGGCCUUGGGCUUGUCGAGUACAUGCACUGGUGCCAAGAUCUUAACAUGGAGCCCGUUCUUGCGUUUCCUGCGGGUUUAUAUCUGGAUGGGACGAUUGUUUCUCAGUCAGCUCUGCAAGCACUCGUAAAUGAUGCCAUGAACGAACUCGAAUUCUUGAUGGGCGACUCGUCCACUAUCUACGGCAAACUGCGCGUAGACCUUGGUUACGACGAUCCCUUCCCAAUCAAAUAUGUCGAGAUUGGAAAUGAGGACAACCUGAACAAGGGACAAUCAUCGUACAAUUCGUACCGCUACUCUAUGUUCUACAACGCAAUCAUAGCGAAGUACCCGAACAUGGAGAUCAUUGCCUCCACUCGAGCUCUUUCACCUCAGCCUGGGAAGACUAUACAGGAUGAUCAUGAAUACAACACGCCCGACGCAUUUGCAGCUGAGUUCAACACAUUCGACUCUGUGUCAACUUCGCACAAGAUAUUGGUUGGAGAAUACGCUGCCGUCCAAGCGAAUUUGAAAACUGGUGCAAAUACAGAUUGGGGGAAGCCGUUUCAAAGCUAUCCCUGGUGGAUUGGCGCCGUCUCUGAGGCCAUCUUCGAACUCGGAGGAGAGAAGAAUGCCGACAAGGUUAUAGGAUUUUGCUACGCUCCGCUGCUCCAGAACAUUAACAGCCAUCAGUGGCAUCCCGACUUGAUUUCGUUCUCAGCCGACACAUCCCAAACAGCCCUGAGCACGUCAUACCAGCAAAUCAAGCUUUUCAGCAUAAACCGCAUGACAACUGUUCUUCCCCUUACCAAUUCUGCGAGCUACGGACCAGCGUAUUGGGUUGCAGGGGUCAACAACAAUAGCAACACAUACAUCUUCAAAUCAGCUGUAUACAAUACCUCCUCCUCAAUUCCAUUUCAACUCACUUUUCCUGGACAAACCUCUGGUGCAACUGCGCAGCUUACGAUUAUGACGGCGCCAAAUGCAUACUCUUCUGUCACGCCUGGAGGCUCUAAUCCUGUCACUACGAACACCCAGACCAUCACUACAACGAGCUCUGGUUUUAAUUUCUCCCUUCCGCAGUGGAGUAUAGCGGUGUUAACGAUGAAGGGUUCGGGGUCAGGCGGGGUCACUGGUGAUGGUUCUCUCGUAUCACCAACGACGUUGAGAACUUGA
Messenger RNA from Lindgomyces ingoldianus, 1953 nucleotides. Its product is annotated as alpha-L-arabinofuranosidase 2. Gene Ontology annotation, molecular function: alpha-L-arabinofuranosidase activity. The record is from RefSeq and is a predicted model, not a curated record. The transcript is spliced from 3 exons. Gene Ontology annotation, biological process: L-arabinose metabolic process. NCBI's taxonomy places the organism in Eukaryota, Fungi, Ascomycota, Dothideomycetes, Pleosporales, Lindgomycetaceae. Bases 1 to 1953 code for a protein of 650 amino acids.